AUGAUGCAGGUUGGUGAACAGACGCAGACAAUGGUAAGACCCGACCUCUGUAUAUGGACAUCAAGGACUCUUUAUACAGGGAGGAUGAGAAACACUUUUUCAGCAUUGUUCCUCUGUCUGAUGAUUGGAACAAGCCAGGGUUAUUGGAGCUAUGAGACGCGGCAGAGUCAAUCAUUCAAAGAGCUGGAGACAGAAUUUGGUAAAGAAAGAGUUAAAAGGCAGCUGUCAUCUCAGAAUGAAUAUUAUUACGGGGACAUCACUCUGGAAGGAUAUGACGUUAAAAAUGCUAUAGCUAAUUACCCUAGCCUAUCCGCCUCCUACACAUUACUCAUCAAUUCUACCUUAUCUCUGACCCUGACACAGAUCACCAUCACCACAGACUGUAAUGUGACCGAUACAGGGAAGAUGUGUGUCUGUAAGAACGGAUACACCUGGAACAUCACUGUAUGUUAUACAUAUAGUCCUUGUAACAAUUCUGCCCCCUUUUGUUCCUGUCUGAUUAUCCCGGAUUACCAGAUUCCCUAUUGUGAGAGUCCAAAAAACAUUUCUGACUAUAGAGUUCACAUGAAAGGAAACAUUACCCUGAAUAAAACAUUUACAAAAGAUCUCUUAGACCCAACCUCCGUAACAUACAAAGCACUGGAAUCCAAUAUAACCCUCACUCUCCUGAAUGUCUAUACACAGACGUGCGAUCCUCUGGAUGUGUCGGUGAAGGGAUUCAGUCCAGGAAGCGUUGUGGCCAACUACAGCAUGGAAGUGUCGGGUCCCCUGUCUGCUUCUCAGAUCUCAUCCAGUAACACUAUGGUCCUACAGUCACUUCCUGACGCCAUUUCAUCUCAACUCUCCACAGCAGGAGUGGCAUACAUUGAGCCCAUGGAUCUGGAGGUGAAUUACUUGGCCCCCAUCCACCUGACCUGCCAAAUAAAUGAAACUGUAAAUAAUGUGAACUGGUCUCUGACUACUACCAGUAAUAAUACGAAUAUGAUUUAUAGUGGUGGAAAUAACGUGGACAUCUCAGUACAGAUCCAGCCGAAGAAAACCAUAUCUGUUCUCCACAUUAAGACGGCAGAUGUCUGGUGGGAAGGGACAUAUAUUUGCAUGUUUUUCAAUGACACCCUGGUACACAAAGCUAAAGCAAUGGUCAACGUUACGCUACUCCCAGCUGAGAUCACGGUGAACCCCUUACAGAAGACUUUGACCCCAGGAGACACUUCAGGGAUAGUGUUGGAAUGCUGCGUGCCAUUUGAUGGUGAAGAGUACAAUGUAUCCUGGACUUACAAUAAUGUAACACAAAGCGCACAGCCUGGUAAUAGGAUAGACAUGAGAUGUUACUCGCUGGCUCCUUGGCGUCCAACUAAUGACACAAACUUUACCUGUACAUUCACAAAUAUCGCUGGACAGCAGAAGGAGUCUUAUAUCCCUGUGGCUGUAAUACAAGCUGGGGACACAUAUUGUACAACUGACACAAACUAUGGCGUGAUCUGGAAUAUUACAAAAGCUGGCAUGUCAGCCAUUGCAACCUGCCCUCCUGGGAAAUCUGGAUAUCUGACCCGGGAUUGUUCUGCCAAUGGAACGUGGCUGAUGGUGGAGGACGACUGUAUAAACCAGAUCUUGAAGUCAGCUCUAGCUAGUGUUCAGACCCUGGAAGACGGUCUUGGGAACUCACAAGAAAAAGUACCAGGAAUAAUCCAACAGAUGUCCAACAGUAGUGGGACAUCUAUUACCAAUACAGCAGAGGUGUCCACCUUGGUAUCCAUAUUAGAAACCAUCUCCAGAAUAGCAUCAGAUCUCAAUAACUCAUUUGAUUUUGAUGUAGUUACAGGUUUUCUCGAAGUCGCCAGCAACCUCACAGACCCUAACUAUACAACUCUGUGGAAAGGUCCCAAAAGUCCUCCAGCUUCUACAGUGCUGCUGUCAGUAGAGCGUUUUUGCCAGCUUUUGCGUGUAGACAAUGGCUCCUUUGAUAUUGAUCUAGAAAAUAUUCAGUUAAAAGGCAGUGCCUAUGAAAGGGGGCAAACUGGACAAGACUAUAUGAAGACCUUUGACCAGCUUGGUGUCAGCAUGUCCAUUGAUCAGCACACUAUAUCUUCCCUUCUACAAAACAAUGAAGUCAAGAUCACCAGUGUGGCCUUCACCACCAUCGGGAGCCUCCUACCAAGUAAAAGUGAGACGUUUAUGGAUUCCCAAUUAAAUAGCCAUGUUCAGUCAACAUCUAUACGACUUUCAGAUUCCACCUCUGUUUCUUCUAGUAUCUCAAUGUCUUUUAAGACAAACCUAUCAGAUAGGAGGUAUUCUCAACAUUGUGUUUUCUGGGACUUCUCUCUACAACGUUCUGGUGGGGAUUGGUCAGAUGUUGGUUGCACCUCGAGAGUGGAGAAUAAUACAACCUACUGUAGCUGCAGCCACCUGACCUCUUUUGCAGUACUUAUGUCUAUUGAUGUUGUAUCUUUGCCACUGAUAGAGGAAAUAACCUAUGUUGGACUUGGUGUCUCCAUAUUUUCUCUCUUUAUCUGUGUCCUGGUUGAGUGGUAUGUAUGGAAAGUCGUAGUGAGGUCAAACAUCUCGUAUUUUCGCCACAUGUCCUUGGUCAACAUUGCAAUGUCUCUACUUUGUGCGGACAUCUGCUUCUUGUCUUCGUCAUUUCCUUCCGUCACCACCACAAAGCUCAUCUGCCUCUCAAUAACCUUCUUAAACCAUUUCUUCUACCUUGCCCUGUUCUUCUGGACCUUUGCCCAGAGCAUUAUGCUCUUGCAUCAGUUGAUCUUCGUCUUCCACCAUCUAAGAAAGACAGUUUACAUUUCCCUAUCAUUUCUUGUUGGGUAUUUGAUCCCAGCCAUCAUAGCCGCAGGCACAUUUAUGUAUUUCUACCCCAAAGGUAGGUAUAGACACGAAACACUGUGUUGGUUGAAUCCAGCAAGUGGGGCCAUCUAUGCAUUCGCAAUACCAGCUGGAUCCAUUAUUGUCUUCAAUUUUCUUACUCUACUGGUUGUCAUUUCCAAGUUAUCCCGUCCUUCUGUUUCUGAUAAGAACCAUCCAGAAGACAGGGAUACGGCUAAGAGCAUCUUGAAGGCCAUCCUGGUUCUGACCCCUGUUUUUGGAUUGACUUGGUCCUUUGGAUUUGCUCUGCUGACAGACCUUGAUUACUUGUCCAAACAGAUAUUUACAUAUGGAUUUUCUGCAAUGAACGCUUUCCAGGGUUUCUUUAUCCUAAUAACUUGCAUCACAGAAAGAAAGGUGCGAGAUGUGCUCUUCAACAGGCGAUCUUCAUCUCAAACGUCCACAACCGCCACGACAAUGUCCACCACUGAGGACCGCGGCAAGAUGACAGCCUCAGUAAGGAAGAAGAAAUGAUGAGGAGACAUGUUACCUCCCCUCACUAAUCUGUAUCAUCACUUCAAUUAAAGAUGUAGAGUCCUAAUAAAUAAAAUGUACAGAAUAUUCCUUUAUAUCUUCAUGAUUAUUAAUUUGAAAAAUGAAGUGUGCAAUCUAAAAUAUAUA
Hyla sarda is the source of this 3498-nucleotide messenger RNA. Its product is annotated as adhesion G-protein coupled receptor F3-like. Gene Ontology annotation, molecular function: G protein-coupled receptor activity. Gene Ontology annotation, cellular component: membrane. The transcript is spliced from 17 exons. NCBI's taxonomy places the organism in Eukaryota, Metazoa, Chordata, Amphibia, Anura, Hylidae. The coding region runs from base 1 to 3351 and encodes 1116 amino acids. Gene Ontology annotation, biological process: G protein-coupled receptor signaling pathway; cell surface receptor signaling pathway. The record is from RefSeq and is a predicted model, not a curated record.